UAUUUGGCACCGCCAUCGGAGGAGAAGUCUGACCAUAAACAGUUAAUUUUGAAUUAAACGACAAGCGAUAUGGAUCGGGUGCCACUUUUUUUCUCAAAAUAAAAAGAAAGAAAUGGCACGAGCAAGCAAAGAGCCGUGCAAGAAAGAAGCUUGCGAUAUUCAAGCUUGUCUCUCCAAAAACAACUUCCUCCCUCAGAAGUGCCUUAAAGUGAUAGAAAAUCUGCAGUCUUGCUGUGUGAAAUGCGAUUACAAGUCAACACAUUGUGCUUCGGUGUCUGGCCUUCUGAAGCAAAUGCCCAAGUGAGGCCACAAUCUUCAUAUUGCCGUCUAGAGGAAAGGGAUUGCUGUCUUGUCUGUUCUCUUCUAGAGGAAUACAACAGCAUCAAAAUGUCACGAGUUUUACAUCAUGGGAUACUGCAAUUCAAUAUGUUCUGUUUCUCCAAGUAGAGGUAUAUGUGAGAAUCUGAUUCUAUGCCAGGUGCUGUAAAUUGUGGAAGAGAAUAUUUAGCCAGAGACUAUUCUGUAUCCUCUGAAGGGGAAAAAAAAGAGAAGCUAGAAUAAAGCUCGAAAACUUGUCAUG
This is a messenger RNA of Populus euphratica (Euphrates poplar), 580 nucleotides long. RefSeq names its product Cox19 family protein (CHCH motif). The record is from RefSeq and is a predicted model, not a curated record. NCBI's taxonomy places the organism in Eukaryota, Viridiplantae, Streptophyta, Magnoliopsida, Malpighiales, Salicaceae. Bases 113 to 304 code for a protein of 63 amino acids. The transcript is spliced from 2 exons.